Messenger RNA from Sebastes umbrosus (honeycomb rockfish), 2183 nucleotides. RefSeq lists its product as uncharacterized. NCBI's taxonomy places the organism in Eukaryota, Metazoa, Chordata, Actinopteri, Perciformes, Sebastidae. The transcript has 2 exons. The record is from RefSeq and is a predicted model, not a curated record. Bases 1113 to 1793 code for a protein of 226 amino acids.
CGCUUACUUAUACGGCACUAAAAUCAGGAUCAAAGCAGUCAUUUGCAAAACUGAAAAGAUAAUAAUAAAGCAUAUUGCAGUGGAAAUUCCUUCACCGUGACAGCCUCAGCUGAUUCCAUCAAUGAAGAUAUUCAGGGCAUCAUUUUAGACACUAAAUUCAGCCGUUUGGUAUCUUUGGUAUCUUUGGAAACUUUUAGAUCUCCAGUCAAAUUAAAAAUAAAGUCUGUAAAGAUGGAGACACACUGGGGGGUCUGGCAGUGUUGUUGAGGACCCGAAAGAAACACAAAACUUCUGUUGUGUUGAUGCUGACAUGAAGGGGAGGUCCCUGCUCCUCCUCUUCCUCCUCCUCCUCUCCUCCUGCUGUGUUGGAGGCCGGAUGAGGGGAAACCUUAUUAACUUAGGAAGGAUCGUUACGUUAAUACCUGGCAAAUAAGUGGAUUAGCAGGGGGUCACUACGGAUUAGCCAUCGGUUUUUGUUCGUCUGACGUCCCCCCUCCUCCAAAACCCCGUAAUCUCGUCUAAAUCCUGCAAAGCAAGGCUCGGGGCCAAGUGGAGCCCAGACGUCGUCCCGCUGUCCACUUCCUGGAUGGAGUCGGGCGGGGUUGGUGGGGGGGAGAGGGGGGGGGGGGGGGUUGUUACUGAUCUUUAUUCUCCUCCGUUUACCUUCAUCGCUCCUCUUCACUUUGACCUCCCCCCCCCCCCCCCCCCGCCGCCGUCCCUCCGCUCUUUGUCUGCUCUCGCCUCCCUCCCUCGCCUCACAAUACAACAGCAGCAUCAAAGCCCUCCGUUGCCGUGACAACAGCUCUGACUGAACCCCAUCCAGACCUCCUUCUAUUGAGACCGGCUUCCCUAAUUGGCUGGAUCGGCCGGCUGGACUCUGAGGACAAGGUGGACCCCCCCUCCGCCCCGCCACCCCCCUGCCGCCCCCCCCCGCCGGGCGCACAGAGAGGUUACCUGGCGGAUGAAUAUGGAUAAGGUGCUCGGUAUCUCUACACUUUCAUCGCCGCUCGGCUACGGGGUCGCGGGUCGAGCGAGGACGAUGCGAGGAUGGGUAAUUGGCAGGCUGGAGGUGGAAGGAUGUGCCACGGUUUCAUCCCCGGCGCAGGAAAUUGAUGGCGAACCCCAGCGAGAGGCGGGCGAGGAGGUUCAGGUCACAGCGUGGUGGUCAAACGCCGCCUCAGAGAGAUGAAGGCCGCUAUGACAUCACAGAGAGGACCGGAACAGAGAGAACCUGCAACAAAACCGAGCUCAUGGUUGUGGCUCCCAAGGCCCUGCUCCAGAAGGUUGGAGAUCUACACCUGGACGUUGACGGCUGUUCCUUCUCCCCAUCCUCGGAAGUCCGCAACCUGGGUGUCAUCCUGGACCCAACUCUCUCAUUCCAGUCUCACAUCAGGUUCAUCACCAAAUCCGCCUUCUUCCACCUAAAAAAACAUCUCUCUUCUCGGCAAUCACUCUCUGACUCUGUGGCAGAAACCCUCAUCCACGCUUUCGUCCCCUCCCGUUUGGACUACUGCAAUGGAGUUCUGUCCGGGGUUCCCAGCAAAGCCCUGGACAGGCUCCAGUAUGUGCAAAACUCAGCUGCCAGGGUUCUCACCCGCACCAAGCCCUGGCAGCACAUCACCCCCACCCUCAUCCACCUCCACAUCACCUACAAAAUCCUCCUCCUCACCUAUAAAUCCCUCAAUGCCCUGGCUCCUCAGUAUUUAUCUAACCUCCUCCACCCUUACACACAGCCUCGGAACCUGAGAUCCUCAGGCUCGGGUCAGCUCUCCAUCCCUCACACAAGACUGUGAACUUUACCAUAGAGCUCCGCAACGCACCAUCUCUGGACACCUUCAAAAGACUACUCAAGACCUACCUCUUCACCAAGGCCUAUGGCCCCUAGCUACUGCUAUGUUCCAUUGUUGUGUUUAUUUACGUCUUUGUUAAGCGUCCUUGGGUUUCUUGAAAGGCGCUAUAUAAAUCCAAGUUAUUAUUAUUAUUAGUACCUGCAGGAAUCCAGAGCUUGACAAAGCUUGUAGUAAAAGGUCGAUAAAGUUGUAUGUUUUACUUUUAAAACGGCUGAUUUGGACGUCCAGAUUCUUGCAAACAUCAAACAGGAAAAAAUGAAAUUUGUUUCAAAGCGUCAGUGGCCAUGAAGCUCUUUAUACUCCUAACUAAUAAACGCUCCAUCUUCAACAUCA